AUGGUUUUACCCACUAUCUACAUCCUGUCGGAUCUGUGUAUCCUAUGCUACUCGCUUACAAGAGUAGUCGAGCCUGAGGGCCCGCCACUUAUAACCAAUGAAUUAAGGAUCGGGAGGGCUGGCAACCCGCAGGAUCCGAAGUUUAUAAUAAAUUGUACACACGAAAUCAACGUUAAACUGAACUUUAUUUUCUACUAUGAUCACGGAGGAUGUCUGUACUGUACGAAAGCUAGAACUGAAGUGAAAACGAAAAAGAAAGUUUUUGGAUACUAUGGUGCAUGCACCACGACACCUCAGCAACUAUCUGCUAGGGCCUGCAUCGAACACGGGGUAAAAUCCCGGACUCCUAAGACCUUGCGUGUAAAGGGAGUCAUAGUUACUCCCGCCAAAGCUCACGACAGAAACACGUCAUCCCCCGUUGAGAUCUAUCGCAAACCAAUAGCAUGUUAUACAGACAACGACCUCUCCCUUGUGUCGCUUGUUCUACCAAGCGCACCUGCGUUUACAUCAGCUAAUGUAGCACAGUUUAUGAGACAAAUUAUAACAGAUAAAAAGUUAUCGGAGAGAGUUCUGGAAAACUAUAUAUUGACUUUAAAAUUACUUGAUAUAAGUUGGCAUAGUAAACGAAUUACAUGGUAUGGUUACAAGUACCUAAAUAACGAUAAUCCUAAAAAAUAUUUUUUAAAUAGAGAAAUUCAAGACAAAAUACAAGAUUAUUUCCAUUCUCAAAAUUUAAAAGUUGUUGUUAAAGCAAAUACACAUGAUGACUAUUUGGGUUAUGGAAAAUGUAAGAAACUUAAAUUAUCAGGAAAAGAUUUAAAAUCUUUAGGUAGAAUAUGUUGGAAAAGAAUGGAGGGAACCCCAAAUUGUAAUGUUGAUGACACUGUUGAAUAUGAAAAUGCUGCUCUUAAUAUUACAAAAACAGGUGUAGAUUUUAAACAAUAACAGCAGAGAAAAAAAUAUGCAGAAAAGUGCUUUGGGGAUAAUCCUCCUACUAUACAAAAACUUACUUUUGAAGCACCACGUGUGCCUAUAGCUGAUGACCGCAUAAGAAAUGAAUUGCCAAAUGAAACUAUGAGUCUUGCAUGA
Molecule: messenger RNA, 1089 nt
Organism: Megachile rotundata (alfalfa leafcutting bee)
Lineage: Eukaryota; Metazoa; Arthropoda; Insecta; Hymenoptera; Megachilidae
Source: RefSeq, a predicted model, not a curated record